CCAGCCUUUGGUGAAUAGACGUAAUGCCAUGAUCUGGACUGGAGAGCCACUUCAUCAAAAGAGAUCCAGUAUCAGUUUCUCAAUGCACAGGAGUCACUGGGAGACAAUCAGGGGGCUGGUUCGUUUUGGGAAAGGUAAACUGUUGAGGGGUUUUGAGCCAGUGUAUCCUACAACUCUUCAAAUUGAUCUGAAGACUUUCUGCCAUGCUUUCCCUUUCCAUAUAGUCUUCGACGAACAGCUGGUGGUGCACCAGAUAGGGGUGAAGCUCCAGAGGAUCGUCCCCGGGCUCCAGACAAUGAGCAUUCAUCUGGACCUUUACUUCAGCAUUGUGCAUCCUGAAGUCACCUUCACCAUCUCCAGCAUCAGGAAGUUCAUCAACAGUCACUUUGUCCUGCAGACGCGCAGGGACAUGAUGCCUGAAGCAUGGAAGGACAGGCCCAUGCUGCAGCUCAGAGGUCAGAUGAUCUGGAUGCCUUCUCUGGACUGUAUGCUUUAUCAAGCCUCUCCUCUGCUGAGAAGCCUCCAGGAGCUGAAGGAGAGGGACAUGCACAUUUCUGACAUCGCACCUCACGACGUCACCCGUGACCUCAUCCUGCUCAAUCAGCAGCGAUUGGCAGAAAUUGAGCUGUCCAAUCAGUUAGAGAGGAAGAAAGAGGAGCUCCGCCUCCUGUCUCAACACCUGGAGGAAGAGAGGAGGAAGACGGAGAACUUGCUGUACGCUAUGUUGCCCAAGCAUGUAGCCAACCAGCUGAAGGAGGGCAAAGCAGUAGAAGCAGGAGAAUUUAAAGAGUGCACCAUACUGUUCAGUGAUGUGGUUACCUUCACUAAUAUCUGCUCCCUGUGUGAACCAAUCCAAAUCAUCCUUAUGCUUAACUCCAUGUACCUCCGAUUCGACCGACUCACAACUGUGCACAAUGUUUACAAGGUGGAGACAAUAGGGGACGCCUAUAUGGUGGUGGGUGGGGUGCCCAUACCUGUCUCCAGCCACGCUGAGAGGGUGGCCAACUUUGCCCUGGGUAUGAUCUUGGCUGCCAGGGAGGUUAUCAACCCGGUGACAGGAGGACCCAUUAAGAUCCGUGUGGGUCUCCACAGUGGUCCUGUACUGGCAGGUGUAGUUGGGGAGAAGAUGCCUCGUUACUGUCUGUUUGGAGACACAGUCAACACUGCGUCUCGCAUGGAGAGUCACGGCCUCCCUGACAAGAUCCAUCUGAGCCCAGCUGUCUACCAGGCUUUGAAGAAUAAAAGCUUUGUUAUCCAGAAGCGAGGGGAGAUCGAGGUGAAGGGGAAGGGCAGAAUGACCACUUACUUUCUUGAAAGGAACAUAGGAGUCAGCGAGUGGCAGAUUAUGGGUCUCUCAGACAUGGAGACAGGGGCUGGACAGCAGGACAGGCAGAUGAGCUACCAGCCAAGUCUCCACAGACCAGCUUUUCAGAGGCAGCACGGGGACGACCUUUUCUUGAUCCCUAUGAAAUAUGAAGACAGCCUGAGUGAACCCCCACCAUCAUCACAUAGGUCUGAACCCCAGACCGGCUCAGCCAUCAAGCCCCAGGACUCAGAGAGCUACGGAAGCCUGCACACUGAAGAUCAAUCAGAGGAUGGAGGUCUAGACCAGUUAAAGGAUACAGAUGAAUAUGACCAAACAGAGGCAAAAAAUAACAUGGACAGCUUAGACAGCAUCAGCCAUGUGGACACAGAGGAACAGCAGCUGAUUACCGGUGCCAUGAAAACCAACAAUCAAAGCAAACACACCCGGACCAGGUUCUGUGUCGUCCUGUGAGCUGGCAAUUACUUGCCGAAUGGCUGAUUGACUAUAAAUGAUUCAUCAACCAAGGUGCAGUAUAUUUAACACGUGCCAUUGCUAUUGAACACCAGUCAGUGACAAAAGAGCCUUUGUGUAGAUGGUAUCAUUCUCACUUUGUAAUACAUCGGCCAGCUAGAUUCUCUGCAUUGUUAGUGUUUUCUCUCGAGUAGAUGUGUGGCACUUUGGAUGUAGCAGGUCAAAUGUUAUAUCAAAGCUUACUGUAUGUUUUACUUGUAGCCCAUGUAUGUGCCUGACAUACUAAAUAAUAAAUGUA
Messenger RNA from Epinephelus fuscoguttatus (brown-marbled grouper), 2075 nucleotides. RefSeq names its product guanylate cyclase soluble subunit beta-2-like. Gene Ontology annotation, biological process: response to oxygen levels; cGMP biosynthetic process. The coding region runs from base 29 to 1777 and encodes 582 amino acids. Lineage: Eukaryota; Metazoa; Chordata; Actinopteri; Perciformes; Serranidae. Gene Ontology annotation, cellular component: guanylate cyclase complex, soluble. The record is from RefSeq and is a predicted model, not a curated record. Gene Ontology annotation, molecular function: guanylate cyclase activity. The transcript has 10 exons.